ACACAUUACCAACACAAACACGUCUUAUAUCAAAUAAAGAAAACGAACAAGCAACAGUUCUACAGCAACAGUUUGCCUCAGUUGCGAACUGUACAACCAUUGCAGGAAAGAAGCUUCCAAUUUGGGUUGAGUGGUCAGGAUGGUGCAAUUUUCCCUAUGCAGGAUACUCAACAUGAUAAUGUAGAAAAAAGGGGAACAGAAACACUCUUGAACAGAAUGGAGGAACGUAUAAGUAACGUGGAGGCUGAAAUAAAGAAAAUAACUGCAGGUAUCAAUAAAAUAUUAAGGUGCGUUCAGGAUCACCGAUCCGCAGUGCGAAAACCAGAUGGCUUAUCCAUUACAAGUAUGGAACAGAUGCAGGAGUUUGAAGAAUCGGUAGAACAACAUUAUACCGAUGUUGUCAAUUAUUUUCAUUAUAUUGGCGGCUUCACUUUGAAGGAAGCAACCAAUCUUUGCCUCAAAGAGGCUUUGCAUGACACACUGGUGUUGUCGUAUACUUGGUUUGGCCGCGAUGAAGGACGUCAACCAUUAUAUAACACUCGGCUUGUUAAGGCCAUCUAUGAUGCUGUAUGCAGAAACAAUUCUUUUGCAAAACCUCAGAAGUCAGAGUUCCAGAAGGAGAUGCGGAACUCUCUACGCGUUAUGAAAGAAAGGAACCAAAUAAGAAUGAAAAGACACCAACGCAAUCCCGUCCCACUGGACGCUGAGCAUUUGUGGGACGACGAGGAAGAAGACAACCAAGAUUGUCAACAACAUUGACAAUGAAUUAUCUUGGCCUUUAUACGGAUGCCGAUUAUAAAAUCAAAUCUUUACGGACUUUACGGAUCCCGAUUCUGUCACUUGUUUACUUGCUGGUAUCGUCGACACCAGCAAAGAUGGGCUCAUAUCGUUUGCAGAAUUUCAAGUCUUCGAAAGUCUCCUCUGUGUACCAGACGCUCUAUACAGCUUUUCAGCUCUUUGACACUAAUGG
Molecule: messenger RNA, 970 nt
Organism: Odontomachus brunneus
Lineage: Eukaryota; Metazoa; Arthropoda; Insecta; Hymenoptera; Formicidae
Exons: 7
Coding region: 157-759 (200 amino acids)
Source: RefSeq, a predicted model, not a curated record